This is a messenger RNA of Lepus europaeus (European hare), 2137 nucleotides long. RefSeq names its product X-ray repair cross complementing 6 (gene XRCC6). The record is from RefSeq and is a predicted model, not a curated record. Gene Ontology annotation, cellular component: nucleus; Ku70:Ku80 complex. The transcript has 13 exons. Lineage: Eukaryota; Metazoa; Chordata; Mammalia; Lagomorpha; Leporidae. Gene Ontology annotation, molecular function: telomeric repeat DNA binding; DNA helicase activity; damaged DNA binding. The coding region runs from base 104 to 1930 and encodes 608 amino acids. Gene Ontology annotation, biological process: cellular response to X-ray; double-strand break repair via nonhomologous end joining; telomere maintenance.
CGUAGGGGGCGUCGAUUGGGAGCGCGAGCGCGAGCCCGCGCACGCGUGAUUCCCGCCUUGUGCAGGUCUCUCUUGGCGGCGGCUGAGUGGAGCGGUGACCACCAUGUCGGGCUGGGAAUCGUAUUACAAAACCGAGGGUGAUGAAGACGUGGAGGAAGAGGAGGAGAGCCCCGAAGCGAGCGGAGAAUACAAAUACUCAGGAAGAGACAGUUUGAUUUUUUUGGUUGAUGCUUCUAGGGCUAUGUUUGAAUCUCAGAGUGAAGAUGAACUGACUCCUUUUGAUAUGAGCAUUCAGUGUAUCCAGAGUGUUUACACCAGUAAGAUUAUAAGCAGUGAUCGUGACCUCUUGGCAGUGGUGUUCUACGGUACCAAGAAAGAUAAAAAUUCAGUGAAUUUCAAGAAUAUUUAUGUCUUACAAGACUUGGAUAACCCAGGUGCUAAGCGCAUGCUGGAGCUUGACCGGUUUAAGGGGCAGGAGGGAAAAGAACAUUUUCAAGACCUCAUUGGCCAUGGAUCUGAAUACUCAUUAAGUGAAGUACUGUGGGUCUGUGCCAACCUCUUCAGCGAUGUGCAGGUCAAGAUGAGCCACAAGAGGAUCAUGCUGUUCACCAAUGAAGACGACCCUCACGGCGAUGACAGUGCCAAAGCCAGCCGGGCCAGGACCAAAGCCAGUGAUCUCCGGGACACAGGUAUCUACCUCGACUUGAUGCACCUGAAGAAACGAGGGGGCUUUGACAUAUCUUUAUUCUACAGAGAUAUCAUCAGCGUUGCAGAGGAUGAGGAGCUCGGGGUUUACUUUGAGGAAUCCAGCAAGCUAGAAGACUUGCUGAGGAAGGUCCGUGCCAAGGAGACGAGAAAGCGAGUGCUCAGCAGGUUGAAGUUUAAGCUCAACAAAGAUGUAGCAUUUUCUGUGGGCAUUUAUAAUAUGGUCCAGAAGGCUACCAAGCCUCUGCCAGUGAGGCUGUAUCGGGAGACAAAUGAACCAGUGAAAACCAAGACCCGGACAUUUAAUGUCAACACAGGCAGCUUGCUUCUGCCCAGUGACACCAAGAGGUCUCAGAUCUAUGGGAGUCGUCAGAUUGUACUGGAGAAAGAGGAAACAGAAGAGCUGAAGCGGUUUGAUGAACCAGGUUUGAUUCUCAUUGGGUUCAAGCCCUUGGCACUGCUGAAGAAGCACCACUUCUUGAGGCCCUCCCUGUUUGUGUACCCUGAGGAGUCCAUGGUAAAUGGCAGCUCGACGCUGUUCAGCGCUCUGCUCACCAAGUGCCUGGAGAAGGAGGUCCUAGCGGUGUGCAGAUACACUCCUCGCAAGAACGUCCCCCCGUACUUUGUGGCUCUGGUGCCACAAGAAGAGGAAGUGGAUGACCAGAAGAUCCAGUUGACUCCUCCAGGCUUCCAGCUCGUCUUCCUGCCCUAUGCCGAUGACAAACGGAAGGUGCCCUUUACCGACAGAGUCCUGGCCAACCCGGAGCAGGUGGACAAGAUGAAGGCGAUUGUUCAGAAGCUCCGUUUCAGAUACCGAAGUGACAGCUUUGAGAACCCAGUGUUGCAGCAGCACUUCAGAAACCUGGAGGCCUUGGCUUUGGACUUGAUGGAGCCUGAGCAAGCCCCAGAUCUGACAUUGCCCAAGGUUGAAGCAAUGAGUAAAAGACUGGGAUCCCUGGUAGAUGAGUUUAAGGAACUUGUCUACCCACCGGAUUACAAUCCUGAAGGAAGAGCUACCGGGAGAAAACAAGAUGAUGAAGGUUCUAGAAGCAAAAGGCCCAGGGUGGAAUUAUCUGAUGAGGAACUGAGGGCCCACGUCAGCAAGGGCACGCUGGGCAAGCUGACUGUGCCUGUGCUGAAGGAGGCCUGCAGGGCACGCGGGCUGAAGGGAGGGCUGAAGAAGCAGGAGCUGCUGGACUCACUCACCAGGCACUUCCAGGACUGACCGGGGCCCCUGGUCCUGCCGCUGGCUCUGCCCUCGUCAAGGUCAGCAGUGUUCUUCCUGAGCUACCACGAGUCCGCCUGAGCAGCUGAGGGACUUGACACUCGGAGCCCGGGCUGCCGUGGAGGCUGUGUAGCCUUGCUUUGCCGUGCCUUACUAUGCUGCCUGAAUAAAGAGCGCGGACUUUGUGGUUUACUGUUCUCUGGUGUG